CUGCAGAAAAUAAGUCAGCGAUUCUUCUGAUGCCGGGUAUGUCUGGAAAUUUCGUAAAAUGUGCAAGGACUGGUUUGUCCCUGGCGUUUAGCUGGCACUGAUUUUUCGUGACCCCCCUCUCUCCCCCUUCCCCCGGGCCGCUGUUUCCGACCCUUCUUGACAUUUUGCCAGCAAAACCUGCGAGAAAAAAUGCCUUUCUCGGGAGCCACACAAACCGUCUCUGCGUAUUAAAGCUCCGUUCGUAAGCGGAAUAGUUUUCGGUCCCCCAUUCCAUGCAACACACCGCGCUAUCUUUGCUAAAGAAACUGUGUGACUGUUUUCGUUCCCUUUUCAGCUGGGUCCGCGAUCUGCCAGACACUGCCGGUCGUUUUGCCUUUGUACCUUGAAAAAGAUUCAUCUUCCUUCUCCACUUCGUAGUUUAGCUGUCCCUGUCCACUGUAUUGUCCGAGAUCGCUCUCCGUAUCUUGCACGCGGAGCCCGUUUUCAAUUAGGUGGUCCUUGCCGCCUCUGCGCUGGUCGUUUUCACUUAUUCCGUCUGGUUGUACCUACAACGCGGUUACAUGAAAAUGUUCUUCGUGCUUGUGGCCGGCCGCAGCAAAUGCGGAACUGCUGAAAUUCCGUAGCCGACCAGAGGCAAGACUUAUUUUAUCAAUAGGCUGAAUAUUCGUUAGACGUGCAACCGAGAAACGUUCUGUUUUCUGGAACUAAGCGGAGACAUCUUUCUUCUUUCCUCUGCGUUCAACUCCGACUGUCGUCUUCGUGGAUGAAAAAGCGACCUUGAAGUACCGUACUAGCAGGACAAAGCUAUAUGGAAGAGACGCACAGGCAAACGACAAACGCUAGUGUGCCAGACAGACAGGUGACUCUGCGAGCUACUCUGGCGUCUUUUUGUUUCGACUUGGACGGUUACAGUCACGAUGCAAGAUUCGCCGCAGAGCAGCGCGGCAGCUUGUGGAGCAGCCGCGACAAUCGGUCCCGCAAAGGAAGACCAUUUUCUGCAACUCGUUCUUCGACUCACUGUCGAUGCAACCACCGCUUCGACUCCACACUGUCAGCUCUACUAUCUCAAACGUUACGCGGAGGAACUAACGAGGGAAGGCAAGCCCUUAAAGCUGGCACGAGCCGAUUUGGAGACAAUUCUCAUCAAGCGCAUCCAGGACGCUGCCAAAGAAGGCACUCCGAAUGUCUUCAGAUUCCUGGCGGACUGCUUCCACAGAGCUAAUGACGAGGUGUACAGCAAAGGCCUGCCGGCGGCUCUCCGUCCAGGUGUGGUGCAAGAGCUGCAACGCCAGCUGGUGGAUUACUCCGUUCUGCUUCUUUCGUGUCCGGAACUGUUCGAACUUGGAGACCCCCCGCCCUACGCGAUGCUUGGAGAGCAGCUGACGCAGUUCGUCGAGAUGGGCUGUCCUCUCUCUUUCUUUGCGCGCAUGGUCGACACUCUGGUGCAGCAGGGAACGGAGACAGGCGAAGACUUCCUGGGUCGCUGGUUUACGCCAACCAUUAAGUCUCUGUCUGAGAGGCUGAAUCUCCACAGCAUGACCGAAUAUAAGUCCGCUCCCCUCAACGCGCUCAAAUUCCUCUCGAGUCAGAAGGCUGUCGCGCGGUUGAUGGCUGACCCCGCCAUUUUGCUGCCUGAGUUUCCGCGCCGAUUCCCCGUGACGAAACCAGGUCUCUUUUACCAAGAGAAUUCCCUGCUUGGACGCCUCCUUGCGCAGACGCUUCUUGACGGACCAACUCUGAAAAACGGGCGCCAAGAGAGUUUGUCGAUGAAAUAUUUCGCGGGAAAUCAGGCGCUGACAACUCAGUACUUGCAAGCGACAGUCCAGACGCUCCGCCACGAUGAACAGAAUCAUCAGGAGGUUUUUCUCCAGAUCGUCAAGAAUUUGUGUCGAGGAGGCUCCGACUGUCGUCACAGAGUCGUGCAAUGGUACGGCCAGAUUUUGGGCUCGAACGAACUUCGCGCCAAGAUGAGUCACAUGCUGCGAAUGACGCAGCAGCAAGCAGCGGAAUCUCUCGACCCUAUGCACUCCAUGCUCCUCAAGGUUCAGGGACAAACGAGUUACGGCUUCACGCUCAACGCCUUCUGGUCGCUCCUCGGUCUAGCGGAACCCAUCAAGAUGGAUAAACUGUCGGAUCUUUGUUACUUUUUCUGCUUGCGUGGUGACGCCGUGGCGAGAGAGGUCCUGGGAGAUCUCGCGAAAGACGCGAAGCUGGGGAACGAGGCUUCCGUCUCUGCGGCGGAGAAGUUCUGCAACGCAAAGGGCGUUUUGAAGGCAGAAACGAAGUUUCCGUCAGAGGUUUUCUGGCUUGCUCUCAAGGCCGUCCGUGUGCUCUUCAAUCCGUGCAUGGCGGAGUUCACGAGAAUUCUUCAGAAGUUCCAGAGCGUCCACGAUCAAGGUGCUUCUCCAACGUCUCCGGAGUACCGCUUUCUCGUCGCCGAAAUCUUGUCUUGGCGCACGGUCAUUCUCCACCCGAAGUUCUGCUCGCUCUACUGGCACUUGGUGCAUCUCGGUCUCUCUUGGCUGCUGCGCGCAGUCUACUGUUUCAACCUUGACGGCUCGUGCAGGCUCGACGAAGAGACCCUGUCAGUCAAGCCCCCCCGUCUCGCGACACUCGUCAUGCAGUCUUGUCCGCCGCCUCUGCAGGUCGAGCGACAGCGCGCAGCUCGAGCGAACGCCAGCGGCAGCCAGUCUCCCAACCACGCUGCCAACGCUUCCCAAGACGUCACCACUCCCCCUCAGUUUGCAGCUCUGCCGAGCGCCUUGGUCGAGGACCUUUUCUCCAGCAUCCGACGGAUGCUCGAACUGCAGUCUGUCUACCUAUCUGUUCGAAGCUCGCAAGGCUUUGAGCAGCCGCCAAUUGCCGCGAUGGACGCCGAGCUCGUCGCCUCGGCCUGCAUCGCUGUCAUGACUGCCUCCGACUUCUUCCGGAACGUCCAUCUGCGCUGCGACGGCGCGUGCAAGACGCUCUACUUCAUGUUCCUCACCGAGGGAGUCCGAGACCGUCUGGAAAGCAUCCCCGUGGUGCAGGAGCACCUCGUCCGGGCGCUCACUGAAGUAUUUAUUGCCUCUGAACGUGGUUCCUACUACGACCGCAUCACCUUCCGGAUCCCUAUCGUAGACCUCUUUCAGAAGCUGCUCGUCGUCGACAACUACAAAGAGGCGCUGCACCGCCUCGGCUCGUCCAGCCCCGAGAAGUUCAUCCACAUGAUUCACUUGCUCCUCAACGACGUCUCCACCCUCGUCGACCAGGCCAUGUCUGCGUUGACGGAGAUCCGGAAGCGCCAACAUGAAGGCCGCGACCACGAUGAGCCUCCGCAGCCAAGUGCGACAACGGAGGGCGCAGCAGCUGAGGCGGCGGCGGCUGCUGCAGGAGCGAGCCCAAGUCGAUCGUCUUCUUCUGGGACUGAAGACGAAGAAGACGAGGAGGAAGAUGAUGCGGGGGCUUCUUUGGAAGGCAAUGCACAGCUGAGGCGGGAGACAUGGUCUCGCCUGGAGGCGACGACCCGCGAUCUUUGCAGUCUCGGCUUCAACGCAUGCAGCCUUUUCAGUCUCUAUGCCAAAGAGUGUGGCGCGUACAUCAUUCGCAGCUCGAGCAUUCUGCCUCAGGCUGUGACGACGCUGGACUGUUGUCUGGAUCAUCUGGUCGGACCUCGAUGUCUCCAACUCAAGGUCAACAACAUGGAAAGUUACAACUUCCAGCCUAAGAAGUGGCUCAUGAAAGUCCUCGAAAGUUACGUCUAUCUCUUGCAAGCGGACCCGGAGGGCGGGGAUUCCCUGGUGGCCGAAAUUCUCAAGGACGGGCGUUAUUUCCAAAAGGAAACCGUGAACAAGGCCUACAGGAUUGCGAAACGCGAGGGUCUGAUGAAUCUGAAGUUACUCGAAAAAUUCCAGGAGCUCGUCAAGCGGCUCUCUGAAGGCAAAGAAGAAGACUUCGAGAUCGACCUCGACGCUUUUCCGGCGGAGUAUCUAGACCCGAUCAUGGCAGACGUCAUGACGGACCCGGUCAAACUCCCCACGAGCAACAACAUCAUGGACAGGAAGCACAUUGAGAGACACCUCAUGUCGGAUCCCUCAGAUCCUUUCAACAGAAUGCCCUUGACGAAGGACGAGCUAAUUCCUUUGCCUGAGCUGCGCAAAGAAAUCAUGGACUUCAUCGCCACGCAACAAAAAGCGAAAGCGACCUAAGUCCAGAUACCCCGCAGGCAAAACACGCUCCGAUGCACAAGAAAACAUCGUUUCUUUGGUAGCCUUGCAUGUCAGGCAACCUUCAGAAACGUGGAAAGACUUUUUAAUCCUGUGGCUUGGAGGACGUACGACACAGGCGGCCUCUCCCCUGAGCGUCAACCGGACACAACGCAACCGUCUCAGCCAGACCACCGCCGCGCAAAGCUGGUCCACGUCUAUAUCUGCAUUCGCUAAUUCACUGUCUCACUAAAUCUUGUUUUGCUACAAUCCAAACAGGAGAAUGUGUGGGAGCGCGUGUUCUUGGUGCGGAUAUAUAUAUAUAUAUAUAUAUAUAUAUAUAUACACUGCGGUUGUGGGGGUGGGAGGAGGGAAGGAGCGCGUACAAGGGUGUAUUCUGAAGUCUGUGCUUUUGUUUGUCCAGCGUCUCCUCAUGCGUGCCUUUCUUCGGAUUCGCUUGUGUUUGUGCCGACUGUAGCCCCGAGAAACCGUUUUCAGGCGCUUCAGUUGAUGUGCAAGAGAGUGGAUUUGUUGGUAUGCAUGUAUAUUCCGUUGUGUAUCCUAGAUAGAUAUCGUAAGAUUGCAUCUGUUUGUAAAUUUACGAAUUUCUCUGCCUGUUUCAGCAAGACUCCGCUUCGGACGGGCUGUCAGCUGUUUUCCGAUGCGAGAAGGAAGGAAAGUAGACUUUUGAAAGAGGCGGGCGAGCUAGGAGAGAACAACACAGAAAACGAGUGCACUGGUCGCGUGAUGGGUGAAUGUCUGUUCUGUUUAUGGCAUUCCGGUGAGCGUUUGUAAAAAGGAGCUGGAGCGCCCUUGGAGAGGGAAGCUUUAGAGCUCAAUUUUGCCAUAGAAAGAUGGCAUUUAGAGGUCUUCUGUAGACAAAGCGGGAUGAGCUGGCGACUGCUCGCAUUAAAGGGCGGCAUGCGUCUAAUAUGUUCGCAUGCAGUACCAGUCAGAUAAUAACUGAAGCUAAACUUCUUGGUACACACGAAAAGGGGGAGUCUACGUUUAUGUAAGCUACCGUUGUCUGGGUAGUUCGUGUGUCAAGGCGAUGAAAGCGUUUGAGGCUUAUGCAUGUGGCAGAAUCUUGUUGUGUUCACAUCACCAGUUAAGGGAUCAACACAGUUUUAGUCGUGGCGACUAGGCGGACGGGAAAGGGGGGGAAGAAAAAGUGAGUGGGUCCCAGCAGAGGGAGUUCCAUCCGUAGGGCUUCUUGUCUGCGGGGUACUGUGUGCGGAAUCACAGGGUGUCUACUCCACUGGACUGACAUGGGUUGCUGAGUGGAAACGUGUUUCGCUUGACGAAACUCCUGCCAAAGUGAAACAUUUCUCGAGUUUCAAUGGCGCAGCA
This is a messenger RNA of Toxoplasma gondii ME49, 5534 nucleotides long. Its product is annotated as U-box domain-containing protein. The record is from RefSeq and is a predicted model, not a curated record. Gene Ontology annotation, biological process: protein polyubiquitination. Lineage: Eukaryota; Apicomplexa; Conoidasida; Eucoccidiorida; Sarcocystidae. Gene Ontology annotation, cellular component: nucleus; cytoplasm; ubiquitin ligase complex. The coding region runs from base 918 to 4187 and encodes 1089 amino acids. The transcript has 25 exons. Gene Ontology annotation, molecular function: ubiquitin-ubiquitin ligase activity.